AUGUUCCAUGCCUUUUUUAGAUCUAUCUUUCGGGUUCUGCCACUGCUCCUUGUUCUGUCUCCAGUGAAUUCAUCUAGUUGUGCAAUGGGAAAUAAAACAACUGAAAUCCGUGUGAAGUAUGAGAAUAUACUAAGCCACGACAUCGAUGAGCUGGUGAAUAUGUCUGCAGAGUAUCGUGACAGGUGCUGCAAGAAUAAAAAACAUGAAAAUAGCAAAGUGUUUUUCUGCAAUGAUACUCAGGAAAUAGAAUCACUACAGAGUAUGGCAUGCAACAUGCUCAGAUUUUUUCAUAAGCAAAAAAUCAGCAAAAUCUUUAGAUGGAAAGCAGCAUUAGUCUCAUGUGGGACAUUACAGGUUCUACAGUGCAAAUGUGAAAGACAUAAAAAAGAAAAGGUUUGCAUUCAGGUAAAUACACAUAAUAAAGAAGACACAGAAACAGGUGAACAGUCCAAAAAGAAAUGUAACCAAGAAUUUUGUGAACUGAAACAAAAUAUAUCUAACCUUCGAUCCUGCUGGAAUAAAUUUGAAAAAAUUAUUUCCAGGUGA
Gavia stellata (red-throated loon) is the source of this 546-nucleotide messenger RNA. RefSeq names its product interleukin 7 (gene IL7). Lineage: Eukaryota; Metazoa; Chordata; Aves; Gaviiformes; Gaviidae. Gene Ontology annotation, biological process: immune response. The transcript has 5 exons. Gene Ontology annotation, cellular component: extracellular region. Gene Ontology annotation, molecular function: interleukin-7 receptor binding; growth factor activity. The record is from RefSeq and is a predicted model, not a curated record. Bases 1 to 546 code for a protein of 181 amino acids.